ACCGGGACGGGGCCCCGGAAGGAUGGGGAGCGACGGGACGCCCCGCGGCCCCGCACCGGAGGAGGAGGCGGGCGCUCGGCCGCUCUCCGCGCCGCAAACCACGUAGGGGGCGGCCCGCUCCCCGGCUCCCUCUAGGUAUCGCUGUCUCGGGAGGGGAGGGGAGGGGAGGGGGAGGAGGGCUGGCUGUAUUUUCGAUUUUUUUCCCCCUCCUCUCUCUCUUUUCCAGCCAGUGAAGUGUGUGCCCCUUUGAUCCGCUGGUACAGCGCCUGCGGCUGCACACACGCACACGCACACACUCGCCCGCCGGCUAUAAAUAACUUAGGAGCCGGGCAGAGGGCGAGCAGUGCGCGUCUCCCGGCGGCCCGCAGCUGCAGGCACUGCCACCGCCCCGCCGUACCCCCGGGGCGCCGUACCCCCGGGCGCCAUGGCGUGCCUGGAGCGCUGCCGCUGCUGCGCGGACAGCAGGCGGCACAGCAGCAUCCUCUACAACAUCCUCCGGAGCGAGGAACGGGAGGCGUCGCCGGCGGGGCAGGGGCCGAGGCAGGGGCUGGCGUCCCGCGGCUGCCCGUGCGGGACAAGGCGGCGGGUGGCCCUGAGGAGCCCGCAGGUGGCAUGCAAGGCGGCCUCGGCCGUGCUGGUGAAGACGCUGCGCUUCGUCCAGAACGUGCCCUGCUUCCAGGAGCUGCCACUGGAGGAGCAGCUCCUGCUGGUCCGCAGCUGCUGGGCGCCCCUGCUGGUGCUGGGGCUGGCGCAGGACCGGGUGCACUUCGAGACGGUGGAGUGCGCGGAGCCCAGCAUGCUGCAGAGGAUCCUCACCACCCGGCGGCAGGGCGAGCGGCCCCCGCCGCGGGGACCGGCACCGGGCCGGCCGCACCGCGGCCCCGACGGCGGCGGCCCGCACCUGCCCUCGGCCGGCGAGAUUCAGGCCAUCAAGGGCUUCCUGGCCAAGUGCUGGAGCCUGGAUAUCAGCACCAAGGAGUACGCGUACCUCAAGGGGACGGUGCUCUUCAACCCGGACCUACCUGGACUGCAGUGUACACAGUACAUUGAAGGACUGCAGAGGGAAGCACAACAAGCUUUAAAUGAACAUGUCAGACUCAUUCACAGAGGUGAUGAAGCCAGAUUUGCCAAGCUGAAUGUUGUUCUAUCCUUGUUAAGAUCUAUUAAUGCUAAUGUGAUUGCUGAAUUAUUCUUUAAGCCCAUCAUUGGAGCAGUGAACAUGGAUGACAUGCUUUUGGAAAUGCUUUGUGCAAAAUUAUAAAGGCAUGUAAAAUAAUGAAAAUAAGUCCAAUGCAAAGGAAGCCCUAGAGCAGAGUAGUGUAAAGUACUGUAAAUAAACUAACUUAUUGUUUUUACAUAGAUAGUAUUUUUGUAUUCCAUAAUAAAUAUUCUUCAAGUUCUGAAAUUUUUAUUAAACACAGUGGGUUUGGAAUAAGAUUACAGUCAUCAAAACAAGCUUUAAGGUUGUGGAGAACGUUCAUAUUCAAAGUCAACUGGCUAUUCUUUUACCAUGUCUUUGAAUAAAGAUCAUGCUAUGUUGUACUUUCAAGGUGAGUACUCCCUGCUUUUUCAAAAUAAGCAGCAGUCAAGGUUUACAUUUUAAACAUAGCUGCCAUACAGAAAGGGGGAAUGAGCAAGCCAUUUACUUUGCAUAUUUCAGAUAUAUUAGAAUAGGGUACAGUAGCCACAAUUCUGCUCAUACUUGAAAUACUCGCUCUAUCAAAGGUUACUGCAUUCAGUGAACUACCUCUAUUGACUUUAACAGAGUUGAAAUCUAUAAAGAAUAUUAAAGAAAAUAAUGACCUAAGGUUUUCUACCAUAUGGGUAAGAUGUGUAAGGGAUAUUUUGAGGCUUAAUGAACCUUAAAGUAGCUUGAUCAACUGUAAUACAUUCAGUUCAACACAUGCUGGGCUCCAGGAGAAGAAAAUAACCCUUAUUCCCCCAAACAACAAGCAAACAAAAACACCUCUAAAAAUAUCCAAACAGCAAAUGCUGAACAGGGGAAGGAGAACUACUGGUGCAGACUCCACUCUUUUCUUUGCUUUUCCUCUAGGUAAUUGCUAGUUGGAUUUCCAUAGCCAGAUUCAUCAGACCACUUAUUCCUAUAGAAAUACAAUGCUGAAAUGUGGGAUACCACUGGUACAUCCAGAAUUUGUCAGCUGACAUGAAGAUGUCUUAAUUAAACACUGAGCUUACAUAUUUAUUUUUUUGUCUUGGACUUGAUCCAAGUUGUGGUUUCGCUGAAAAAAAAAUUCUUUAAAAAAAAUCAGAAAGGGAAAAUCAAUGAUUUAAUGAGGAUUUGUUUCAUGGUUUUCCUUUCUCAGCAUGUAACCUUCUAGCCUUUCUCAUGGGGAAUACUGGUAGAAAAUGGAGAGAGAAGUAUGAAUGCAUUCCCAAAGUAAAAUAUAUUAGUAACUCCAUGUAUCAUUCACAUAUAUAUUUUUGAUUACCAGUAAGAGGUGUUUUAAAAAAACACAAUUAAUAAAGUUGAAGCAGUUCCUCUCCUUAAGAGGAGGUCUGCAGGGGAGAAAGGAACGAGUUUGAAGAGCUUUCUUUUGCUGCCACCUUGCGCAAAGGAUAAUCACAGCCCCUACACUCAGGUAAGGAGGAGGGGGGUCUCUGGUUGUCUUGUACCUAUGUGGAUAAACCUUGUAGAAAAUGGAAAUGGUUGGAGAGGUAGCCAAAGGUUCCUAGGGGGACAAGUUCACCCAUAACUGAUAUCACUGAGGUUUGUAUUGCUGUGGUAAUAACCAUCGCAUCAUGGACUAGGAUACUGUCACUGAACAAACAAAGCAAGAAACACAGCCCCCUUUCUGAAAAGCAAUGGUGUAGCCUAAAUAUACACUAUUCUGGUGCUUAUUUAACCAGGUAGGGUUGUGUGCCCUGAGGAGCUCCCCAAAAAUUCCAAAGAGCAAAAGGUGUAUAAAUAAAACACUCUUCACUACCAGUCCAGACUUCAGACCAGAUCAGACCAUAAUAGAGCAGACCGUCUUUGUGUUAAGUUGAUGCUUUUAUAAGUACAAACAUGCAUGUACACAUAUAUAGCAAUACAAACAUAUACAUAUGCAUAUGGAGAAUAUUUACUGUGUAUGUAUAAAUGUACUUUGAGUUGAUAACAGCUUCUGAGCUCAUCUAACAACUCUGUAACAUAAAUAUAUGUGUAUGUUUCCCUUUUUCUCUGUAAACAACAUAUAAGCUUACAAUAGUUAACUUUCAAGGAUGCCUGACAAAGAAAUCUCUUUCCACAAAAAUGCAAAGCAUGAUAAUCAAACAUUUAAUUAGUGGUUAGUGGCAGAUGAUGAAUCUUGGGUAAGAACUCAAAAUUCCAACAGCCUCAGAUCAAAACAACUUCAUUAACACUGAUAAUUUGUUAAUGCACACACUCGUGUUCAGAUUUUUCUGCUGAGUGGCAGAAGAGAUUUGUUGGCAGUGUUCCUAAGGAUUAAUUGUAAUAGCUGAACCUUGGUCACCAGCAAGGAUUUUUCAGCUAACAGUCACCUUGAGACAGUUUGGAUCUAUUGUGCCACUAAAUACAAAAAGUUUUUAACGACUUGGGUAGACCUGCUUACAUCUCCAGGUUUGGUAUCUGAACAAAUUCUGUAUUCUGCUCGAUUUUCUGAAGUUGUCGGGAGAAAUAUUGCUUCUGUGCACAAUUAAUCCACCUUGAACUCACUGUACUUUAUCAUAUUUCUCUUGGAUCAGCAAUACUGUUAGUCAUUUCAGUGUUGUCUGUUCAAGUGGAAGCACCUGGGAACAGUAAGUAGGAAAUCUGCAUGGGAAAAACAGUUUAUCAAGGCUUUCUGCAAAGAACAGGCAGAAUGUGUCUCUUCACAGGUCAGAGGAACAGGAAUGAUGAAGCAAGAAAUUAAAAAAAGACUCGUAGGAGGAAUCAAGCUGAAGACUUGGAGAACCAUGCAGGAAUGGGAGAGAAGAGACUGGUAUAGUUCUGGAUCAGAGUGGGUAAUGAUGGUAGUGUGGGGACAAUGUGCCAAGAGCUGACUGGAAGUAGGUAGAGAGACAUUGUAACUCAAGGAAAGCCAGAACUUGAACAAAAGGGUGCCUGUGGGAGGACUCUGUGUCAAGUCCAGAAAAUAUUGCAGAGCAGGGAAGAACCUAACCCAGAAGCUCACACAAGAGGACGACACAGGCAUCCUCAUCAGUCUGCUGGGACUGGGUGGCCUGUUCUCUUCUCCACUGGUGCCACCGCUGAAGAAGAGGCCAUAGUGGCAGCUAUGCAGGUGUGAAGCGCAAGCUGCUCAACCUUUGUGGGCAUAUGGUGCUUGCAGACUUAAGCAAACUACUCUGUUGCCCCAGACCUUUGACCUUGGGUGCUCUACAGCACAGUUUUCUACUGGGUAGAAGGACUGGGCUAGAUCCUUUUCUGCCCCAACUUUGUCCUGUGCAGGGUGAGUGAACUCUGAAUUGGAUAGUCUAUGUGGCCAUGGCUGUGACACAAGAGAUGAUCUCUCUGGAUAACCCUAGCAACAGGGGUAGGACAGCCUGCUGGAGGCCUCAGGCAGGUAGGGCAGAAUGGAAGGCUGGGCAUAGGAGAAGGGUGCUGCCAUGGUAAUGUCGCCUUUGCUAGAAGGGGUGGGGGUCAAGACCCUCCCACAGCUUCAGGUGCCCAAAGGGCUAGUGGACAAGACCUCUGCUUGUCAGCUAUCUGGGACUCCUGCAGAGGCAAGAGCCUGCCUCCAGCCCCGUCUUCCGCUGAGCAGUGCUGCGCUGUGCUGUGAGCUCUGCGCUGUUAGACGCAGCGUAACAUUUCUCCUUGAGCUCUGACAUGUACCAGUAAAGACCGCUUUCCACUUCAGAUAUCAACAUGAUUUCUGAGGAUUUUAAAACAAUUUAUCUGUCUGCUCUCUAUCCCUGGCAUUCUGGGCAUGAAUCUUCUCAUGAGCACAUUUUUUUUCAGCCCUCCAGGAUGUUAGAGGCAUUUUAACUAAGAGCAGCCUCCCAAGCAAUUGAAUCCUGCAGUCCCCACAGCGACUGUCUCAGAUAGAAGCAGCGCUGUACAAAAAGCCAUCCCCACCCACCUCAGUUAGAUGCCCAUCGCUUGUGGUCAGGACUGCGACACCAGCAGUCCAGACACCGGCUUCUAAUCACAAAGCACCAUUCUGCAGGGGUUACUGCUGCGUGAUGGCCUUUUCUCUGAACAGAUCUGGGAGAGGAUACUCUAGAAACCAACUUGCAUUUUUAGUUACUACAGUUAUGAGUGUUUCUUUUAGAUAAGGAAAAGCAUGACAUUUAUUUAUAAUCUUGCUUUUCUAAGUUUAGUAUGUAAUCGUUGUUAUGGUAGUCUUUCUAAUAGUUUGCUUUAAAUCUUGCAGCCUUUUGGUAUUGUGGGUAGGCUAUGAAUACUGUUAAUGCUUAAUAAGCAGUAACUGUGCUCCGAAAGGUGGGGUUCUGCAACUUAAGUUUUCUUGUUUAGAAUAGUCCUCAUAUACUGACUUGAAUCUAAUAUACUGUCAGUCAUUUUCAUCUCUUUUCAAAAGACAGAAUUUAUUCUUCUAGUGGACCUU
This is a messenger RNA of Falco peregrinus (peregrine falcon), 5522 nucleotides long. It is a transcript of the gene NR0B1, whose product is annotated as nuclear receptor subfamily 0 group B member 1. Gene Ontology annotation, molecular function: transcription corepressor activity; transcription factor binding. Gene Ontology annotation, cellular component: nucleus; cytoplasm. The transcript has 2 exons. Gene Ontology annotation, biological process: negative regulation of transcription by RNA polymerase II. The record is from RefSeq and is a predicted model, not a curated record. Bases 425 to 1261 code for a protein of 278 amino acids. NCBI's taxonomy places the organism in Eukaryota, Metazoa, Chordata, Aves, Falconiformes, Falconidae.